CUAAUGUCUGGAGUGCACAUCCAAGUUCAUUAGUCUUGGAUGGGUGCGGAAAAGCUGCUCGACACGAAAUGGAAAGUUUUGGCAAAGUUUCCCGCUGGUGAAUCGUCGUAAAUCGCAGUGCGAAAAGCUGAGGGUCUAAAAAUAUCCCGACACUCGAGGGCAAUCGAUGUGCCCGCAGCUGGCAGAGAUGGGCGAACGUGAGCCGGAGUCGGACGAGGACUGCGAGGUCUAUUUCCUGAAGCCGGUCAACGAGUACAACAUUGUGGACAGGAUCAAGGAGGCCAAUAAGGAGCUCUUCGCGCCGGAUGAUGAGGGUUUCAAUGGCAACGGCAAGGUGACCAAGGUGAAGUUCGCCCUGAACCUGGAAGAUUACGAGCCCUCGGAUCAGCAGAAAGAUCUGAGUCCCAGUCCGCCGGAUGAGCUGCUGCAGCAGUUGACGCAACUGAAGCUGAAGCCCAUCGCAGAGGAGGAGUCAGCAGCUCCAGAGAUGUCCAAGGUGAUGGAGGAAUCGCCUCCGGCGGAGGAACCAGAAGUAGAGGAGGUGGAGGAGGAGAUCUGCGAAGAAAUCCUGGACUUAAGUGAGGUCCCCCAACAGCCUCCUGUCCCAGAAACUAUACCCAUUGAAGAUGACGACGACGACUUUUCCGGCGUGGAUGAGGCAGAUCUGGAUGACGACUCUCCAGCGAAGGAUUCAUCCAUUCCCGUCUCCCUCCAACUGCGGCAGAGCACCUUCGACCAGGAUGACUCCGAUCAGAAGAGUCUCACUAACCUGCUCACCGAAUCCGAUUGCGAGGAGGAGGAGCGCACCUUGAAUGAGGCUCGCCAGAAGUUAAGGGAUGCCUACAAGAAUCUUUAUAAGACUUUAGAUUCCAAGCAGCAGGCCACCAUCGACAGGUUGACGGGAGCCGAAAGUGAAGUUCCUUUACCGCCGCCAGUGGCUGCUCCUCCAGCUGAGGUGGAUGAAGAGGACGAUUUGUCCAUCAUUGUGGCUAGCUACAUUCCAGAUGACUUUGAGCUCAACGAGCAGAGCAUUUACUACAAAAAGGAGGAACCAGAGGAAGCCAAGGAGCCCUGCUCCACCUGUCCCAAGUCCACUUCCAAGACCUUCUUUACUUCACGCAGUUUCAGUUUUCGGCGGCGGGCCAAACCCACGCCCACUCCAUCGUCCGCCACCGCUUCCACGACUUCUCCCUCCAUCCGAAUGAACUACAAGAUCUGUUGCGAGCACCGUCACUCGAUUCAGGGCAAGUUACCCAGGUAUAUGGGCUACAUGUCCGAGUACGGACUGACAGCCCAGCAGCUGGAACGCCGGGAUCAGCAACUGCGGCGGAAGCAGCGCUUCUCCAUGGAGCAAACCUUGCAGAGCAACGAGCAGGAGCUGAAGAAGAUGCAGGACAACGAGCGGGCCUUCACCACCUGGCUGAAGAACAAGAUGCGCUAUCCGAUCAAUAAGACACGCAACAUGUUCGAUGCCCACAAAAGGCGGGGCAGUGUGGCCGCCGCCGGAAGUCCGCGCCAGCAUCCUCAGGCUCAUCCACAUCUUCACCAGGAGCAGGAGCAGCGCGGCGGGAGGAGAAGGCGUCGUCGCGACAGCGGGGAGGAGGAGGUGCAUGCCUACCGACACCUUCUCGGCAGCUGGAACAAGUAGUAGUAAUGUAGUUCU
This is a messenger RNA of Drosophila rhopaloa, 1663 nucleotides long. Its product is annotated as coiled-coil domain-containing protein 181. The coding region runs from base 167 to 1648 and encodes 493 amino acids. Lineage: Eukaryota; Metazoa; Arthropoda; Insecta; Diptera; Drosophilidae. The transcript is spliced from 2 exons. The record is from RefSeq and is a predicted model, not a curated record. Gene Ontology annotation, molecular function: microtubule binding.